Molecule: messenger RNA, 5004 nt
Organism: Paramisgurnus dabryanus
Lineage: Eukaryota; Metazoa; Chordata; Actinopteri; Cypriniformes; Cobitidae
Biological process (GO): regulation of transcription by RNA polymerase II
Cellular component (GO): nucleus
Molecular function (GO): DNA-binding transcription factor activity, RNA polymerase II-specific; RNA polymerase II cis-regulatory region sequence-specific DNA binding
Source: RefSeq, a predicted model, not a curated record
AUAAUAUGCCACAUUGUUUACAUAUAAAGAUCUUUAUUCAAAUAUAUAAAUUGUUCUGUGUUGAUAAACUCAACCAGCUACUUUUUUACAUAUAAUUUCUCCAGCCUUUGAAAACAUUCUCACACAAGGGACACUUGUUGCUGGCAUGCAUUUUUUGUAAGUAGCCUAAGUGUUACAUACCUAUGAGGAAAAAUUACUUCUUUUCAGUAAUUUAUAGUAUUUGAUCUUGCCAAAAACGCAUCUAUGAGGUAUUGUCAGUUUUGUUUCCUACCCUGUCAGUUUAAGAUUCGAAGCAGAUUCGACAGGUACGCCACCUUUCGAAAUACUUGUGAAAUGCACCGCUUGGUGUUUCGAAUCACUUCAUCACGUGACAUGGGUGUUUCGAAUCACAUUUCGGAGCAGUGUUUCGAAACAUUUACGCUUCGGGAUCUCGACACAGUGUCGAAACGUCAGUUUCGCGGGAGCCAUCCCUAGUUUUUCUCUCUUAAGUGUUUUAUUGAGUGUAAACAGAGUCUUGUCUCUGUGUAUUUUACUGUUGAUGAUGAGAGAUGUGAUGUGCUGUAAAUCAGGAACUGAUCAGGGCUUACAGGAUGAGGAAUCUACUGAUCAAACCUCCACAGAGUCUCUGGAUUCUGUCUGUAACGCUGGAGAACAGCAGCAGAUCCUGCAGACCAAACUCAAGAUGUGUUCAGUCAAACUCAUCGACUGCAGGAACCUCGUGAUGAAGAUGAGAAGAGAAACCACAGCAGGAGAAGAUCAAACUGAGGAAGAAGAGGAUUUUAUUUCUUCAGAUUUGAGAAGUGAUUCGUGUUCAGGUGGAGAAAUAACGUCCUCGACAUCAAAAAAGCGACGGACCGCACAAUCUCUUUCCUGCAUCACCUGUGGAAAGACAUUCACCUCACAUUUACAUUUAAAGAGACAUGAGGGAAAACAUACAGAACAUAAACUCUUCACCUGCAAGAGAUGUAAGAUCAGCUUUACUACCUUACAAGAAAAGGAACUUCAUUCACAAGAACACAGAGAGAAGAAGAUCAAGUUUGAGUGUCAGCAGUGUGGAAAGGUUUGUCUCAUCUUAUCUGAGUUGAAACGCCACAUGAGGACACACAUUGAUGAAAAGCCUUUUCACUGCACUGAAUGUGGCAAAUAUUUCAGCACCGAAGGAUAUCUUGAUGCCCAUAAGAAAAUUCACACAGGAGGAAAACCAUACGAGUGUCCUCACUGUGAGAAGAAAUUUGGCAAAAAAGCCCAUCUGAUGAGACAUGUGCUUAUACACACCAAUGAGAAACCGUAUCAGUGCAGUGAAUGUGACAAAGCCUUUAGGGAUUCAGAUUCAUUAAAAUCGCAUCAGAAAAUUCACUCUGAGGAGAAACACUAUUAUUGUUUACACUGUGAUAAACGUUUCAGUCAUAAAUGUAGUCUUAUAGUCCAUGAGAGACUUCACACUGGAGAGAAACCUUUUCGCUGUACUGUUUGUGGGAAGAGUUUUCGUCAAAGUGGCAGUUUAUUGUCACACCAGAAAGUUCAUACAGGUGAAAGACCUUACAAUUGCUCUCAUUGUGAGAAGACGUUUGCUCAUUCAUCUCACUUUAAAGCCCAUCAAAGACUUCACACUGGAGAGAAACCUUAUUGCUGCUCUCAUUGUGGAAAGAGCUUCUCGGAUCCAUCUUGUUUUAGAGUUCAUCAAAGAGUUCACACUGGAGAGAAACCUCAUCACUGUGAUCUUUGUGGGAAGAGUUUCAGUCGACAUGACAGUUUAGUGACACACCAGAAAGUUCAUACAGGUGAAAAACCUUACAAAUGCUCUCAGUGUGAGAAGACGUUUGCUCAGUCAAGUUACUUAAAAAUACAUGAGAGAGUUCACACUGGAGAGAAACCUUACGUCUGCUCGAUCUGUGGAAAGAGCUUCUCUCAAUCAUGUUAUUUUAAACUUCACCAGAGAAUUCACACUGGAGAGAAACCUUAUCACUGUAAUGUUUGUGGGAAGAGUUUUAAUGUACAACAGAGUUUAGUGCUGCACCAGAGAACUCAUACAGGUGAAAAACCUUACAAAUGCUCUCAUUGUGACAAGACAUUUACUAAUUUAUCAUCCGUAAAAUCCCAUGAAAGGGUUCACUCCGGAGAGAAACCUUACGUCUGCUCGAUCUGUGGAAAGAAAUUUGGUUAUGCCAUAAGUCUUCAGAAUCAUCAGAAGAAACAUACUGAAGAACAGACUACACUGAAAAAAAUCGUAGUUUGUGUAUCCUUGGUGUUUUUCUCUCGUGAGUGUAAACAGAGUCUUGUGCCUGUGUAUUUUAGUGUUGAUGAUGAGAUGGAUGUGAUGUGCUGUAAAUCAGGAACUGAUCAGGGCUUACAGGAUGAGGAAUCUACUGAUCAAACCUCCACAGAGUCUCUGGAUUCUGUCUGGAACGCUGGAGAACAGCAGCAGAUCCUGCAGACCAAAAUCAAGAUGUGUUCAGUCAAACUCAUCGACUUCAGGAACCUCAUAAUGAAGAUCAAAACUGAACCUACAGAAAUAAAAACUGAACCUACAGAAAUACAAACUGAAACCACAGAAAUACAAACUGAACCUCCAGAAAUAAAAACUGAACCUACAGAAAUACAAACUGAAACCACAGAAAUACAAACUGAACCUACAGAAAUAAAAACUGAACCCACAGAAAUGAAAGCAGGACCUACAGAAUAUGAAGACAAUCAUAAUGAUGGUCAUCAUGAUUUUAUUCUAACAGAUGUGAAUAGCGAAUUAUGUUUGGAUGGAGAAAAAAAGUCCUUGACUUCAGCACAAAUUCAAGGGAAGAGGCAGUUUCACUGUCAGCAGUGUGGAAAAUGUUUUGACUUCUUAUCUCAUCUGAAAUCUCACAUGAAGACACACAGUGAUGAAAAGCCUUUGCACUGCACUGAAUGUGGCAAAAACUUCAGCACCAAAGAAAAUCUUGGGCUUCAUCAGAAAAUUCACACAGGAGAAAAACCAUACGAGUGUCCUCACUGUGAGAAGAGAUUUUCCUACGCAUACAGUUUAAAGUCACAUGUGUGUUUACACACUAAUAAGAAACCGUAUCAGUGCAGUGACUUUGGAAAAACCUUUAGGGAUUCAUUCUCUUUAAAGUCACACCAAACACUACACACUGGAGAGAGACCCUAUCAAUGUUCACAUUGUGAUAAAGUUUUUGCUCAAAAAUCUCAGCUGGUAUGCCAUGAGAGAGUUCACACUGGAGAGAAACCUUACGUCUGCUCUCACUGUGGAAAGGGCUUCUCUAGGCCAUCUAUAUUAACUGUUCAUGAGAAAAUUCACACUGGAGAGAAACCUCAUCACUGUGAUGUUUGUGGGAUGAGUUUCAGUCAAUAUUACAAUUUAGUGGCACACCAGAGAACUCAUACAGGUGAAAAACCUUACAAAUGCUCUCAGUGUGAGAAGAAGUUUACUCAGUCAGGUUCUUUAAAAAGCCAUGAGAGACUUCAUACUGGUGAGAAACCUUACCAAUGUAGUGUUUGUGGGAAGAGUUGUAGACAUCGUGUCAAUUUAGUGAGACACCAGAGAACUCAUACAGGUGAAAAACCUUACAAAUGCUCUGAGUGUGAGAAGACGUUUAAUCAUUCAAGUUCCUUAAAAGCCCAUCAGAGAGUUCACACUGGAGAGAAACCGCAUCGCUGUGAUGUCUGUGGGAAGAGUUUCGUUCAACACUACAAUUUAGUGUCACAUCAGAGAGUUCACACUGGAGAGAAACCUUACGUCUGCUCGAUCUGUGGAGAGGGAUUUGCUCAUUCUAGAAGUCUUCACAAUCAUCAGAAGAAACAUACUGAAGAACAAACUACACUGAAAUCAUCAUAGUGUUUUGAUGUUAGAGAGUCAGUCAAACCCAGCUGCUUUAGAUCAGGGGUUCUCCAGCGAUAUAUUUUUCUUAAACAGAAUACCGCUUUUAAAGACUACAAAGUACGGCCAGUUUGGACUACAGCCCUUUACUUCCUGGCUAAAUGCCCAUCUUUGUUUUGUUUUUUUUACCGUUGGAAGCGGAAAUGAUUAUAAAGGAAUGCAACAGAUAUUUUUGACCUGACACGAGGAGUUCUAGUGGGCUGAGAUAAAAGCUGAGAUAAUUGAAUUUUUGUGAAGGACUUUGAUAAUUUUUGCUGUUUGUCCUGAGGGGUUGCUUCCAGGUUUUAUAAGUUGGGUAAGGGCACCACCUGGUGGAUAACGGAAAUAUGGAUUGCCGUAAAAACUCAUCAUUUGCACGGAAAGAGUUAAAUGCAGUGUAAGUCACUAUGGAUAAAAACAUCUGCCCAAUACAUUAUGUUUGAUUUGAUAGAUCUGAGCAGAAACAUUAAUUUGUGUUAUUUCAUUUAUUAUCAAUUGUAUCACUCAUUUAUAUGAUAAUUUUAUCAUUCUCUUAUUUUUACUAUUCUUUUUAUAUUGCAUAAAUUGUAUUCAGUGUAGUUAUUUUAUUCUACAUUACUUUGCUUAAUAUUUCAAACUUAUUUUAGUGCUGUAUUGUUCUUUAAUUCUGACUUGAGUCUCCAAAGGUCUCCAUCUCAAGGUUUUUAUUAACGUCCUGAGAAUGUUGUGAAACAGUAAAUAUCCACUGUCUGUGUUUGGUACAAUAACACCUCCAAAAUCUGCUUCUAGUCGGACAAAGUUAGUCAGAGCUUUUUACAAUGAACCAUUAAGUUUUUAUUGCCUUAGAAUGAGACGUUUUUAUCUACAUACAACGAGGGUCCCCUUACGUAGAAGUCGCCAUUUUGUGCUGCCAUGUUUCUACAGAAGCCCUUAACGGACAAACUUUUUUUUACUAAGUUUACUAAGGCUAUCGUAGCUUCUCUAUGCGUUUGAAAAGCGAUGGGUGAGCAGUGGACUGAGCUGUUGGUUGCAAUUUGCAACCUUACAACUAGAUGCCGCUAAAAUUUACACACUGCAACUUUAACAUCUUAAUUCAACAUCACUUAUUCUCCAGUCUGCUGUUUUUAUGUCUGUUUUUAUCUAUGGUUGAGAUUCAUACUCUGAUUCUUGAUGUUUGU